AUGUUGCCACAAUACUCGGUCUUUCAACGAAACUAUGAACAGGGAGGCCUAACAGCUUCUAUUCUUAAGAAUAUGUUAGACUCCAGAUUACUCUCUAUUUGGCUUAAACUCCUUACAAGUACCUCAUUUUGGGCCACAACUGAAAGAGCUCUGGCAACUUCAGAGCUAUACAACAAAAGAAAUCUCAACCCUAAAGAAGCUUUAACACAAACUCCUUGCAAAACCAAAGGAUACAAACUAAUAUGGGAUACAGCAUAUAAGUUGCUUAAGGGUUUAAAAAAUGAACCCACUCCAUAUACACUCAACGAUAUCUUUCAAGCGACCAACAUUAAAGACAAGAAAAAGAAAGAAGCAGCAAAAUUUGGCUCCACAUAA
This is a messenger RNA of Ambispora leptoticha, 375 nucleotides long. The record is from the annotation of a GenBank genome assembly. Lineage: Eukaryota; Fungi; Glomeromycota; Glomeromycetes; Archaeosporales; Ambisporaceae.